Klebsormidium nitens is the source of this 1425-nucleotide messenger RNA. The record is from the annotation of a GenBank genome assembly. Lineage: Eukaryota; Viridiplantae; Streptophyta; Klebsormidiophyceae; Klebsormidiales; Klebsormidiaceae.
UCUGAUCAGAGUACCGAACGAUCGCUGCCAUUGGCAUUGCACUUGAAGUUGAACGUUGCACGUACAGCGCGAACAGGAGUUCGCUGAUCAGGAGACGCAUCAAGGAUCAGGGCGGCACCGGGGUCGAUGCAUGUUUACAUUACUGGUGCUAUCGUCGUCUUCUAACAAGAAUCGUGACCUGCUUGCAUAGUGAGCACCUUUCGAAUAAACAACAUACAUUGAAGCAGUACGCUUGUGGUUUCUUGCAAAUAUUUAGUUCCAGCCGCUCAAGGCAAUGGCAACAUCUGUUGCGAGGGCACCACUUGCGCCAUGGGCGUCAUCGCACAUGCAAGCCCAAACGGGUGGCGACAAUGUCCGGAGAGAAGUUGGGUUCUGCGUGCUGGCCAAAUCAUCAAGAACACGUCAGAGUCUGCAUGUCUGCACCAGGAGCUCUUUCAAUGGUAGGCAGAUCAAGCGGAGCUGCAAACCAUACAGCCAGCCUGUAGCUGGGCGUACGGUCACAUCUGCCUCGUUGGGCAACUUCUUCAACAGAUCGGAUGAGAAACCUGAAGCGUCGGCACCGCCAUACUUUGAGGACGCUGAGCAAGACAGGGUACGGCAAAGUGUUGCGAUCAGGCUCAAGCGGGCUGCAUCAGAAUUUCGGAGGUGGGGCAACUGGGGUUUCUGGGUGCAGCUUGUGACAGCGGUCGUGUCGGCGGUGAUCCUCGCCUUCUCCGUAGCCAUCACUGGCCAGGCCACCAAUGCUAUCAGCGCAUACCUCACCGCCGGGGGCAUUGUGGCGGCCUUCAUCUCCGUGUUCAACUUUUUCCGCUUCUCGCGCCUCGCCAGAACGUUCGAAGAGAGCGCAGAGAAUCCUGACAAGGCCCCCUCCCGCGCGGCCGUCAUCAAGAAGCUGAGCAACGGCCUCAUCCUGAACAUGGUGGGCCUGGCCGCCACCUUGCUGGGGGCGCAGGCCACGGUGGGCCUCCUUGUGGCCAAGGCACUCACCUCCCAGUCCCAGCCGUACCUCGCAAACACCCCGCAGGGCUUCUCACCAGUGCUGGCACUCGACGUCUUCCUCGUCCAGGCAUCCUUCAACGUGGUCACAGCGCACUUCUUUGGUUUGCUGUUCCAACUGCUCUUGCUCCGCUCAACGACCACCUCUCCGCCGCCCCCAGAGUCCGUGAUCCCCAAACCUGCUUAAAGCAAACCGGCCACUCUAACAUGCACGGACGUAGCUCAGGGAAUGAAGUUGCUUGCCUUAGUUCUUAAGCAGUCUGAGUCGAGACUUCCACGAUCCUUCAAUAAGAUGCAAAUGUAUAGCUACUGCUAGAGCUCGUGUAUUCUGGGAACAUGGACUUCUGCACUAACUUGAGCCGAUUGAGUUGGGAAGCCUUCUUUAUUGAUUUGAUUCCGUGUUGCGAUGUAAUUUAGAUGAUGUAUGCA